CUUCACACUAAACCAGAUAAUUUUUUGUUCGUCGAUAUUCGCAAGUGUCCACGGAAAUAUCUUGUUUUCAACGUGAAUUUCAACCCCGUGUUAUAUCAAAAACAGUGAAAAAUGUCUCUAUUCGGUUCAUUAUUGGGUGAUUUCGAGGAUGAUCCAAUUUUCGGGCAUCAUAUGCGCUCCAUGCGCCAAAUGAACAGUAUUAUGAAUUCGCUGAUGCCGGACCCGUUCGGAAUGAUGUCUCCCUUCGAUGGAUUUGCAGGCGCUGGAGCUAGACAUUCUGCUUUAACAGGUGCUGCGCAUCACCGCGCACCGAUGGGAAACAGCUUGAUGCCGUUUGGGUUCCAGAGUAUGCCAAAUAUCAACAGCUUGCUGAACGGAGAUUUCGGUGAAGGCAAUAGUGCAUCGUUCUGUUCAAGCAGCUUCGUUUCCAUGUCUCAUGGCCCAGAUGGUCGCCCACAAGUAUACCAAGCGACAAGCAGCACUAAAACCGGCCCUGGUGGAGUUCGUGAGACACGUAAAACCGUACAAGAUUCGCGGUCUGGUCUUAAGAAAAUGGCUAUUGGACAUCACAUUGGAGAGCGUGCUCAUAUUAUUGAACGUGAACGAAAUGUACGAGAAGGAACUGAAGAAGAACGGCAAGAUUUCAUUAAUUUAGAGGAAGAGGAAGCCGAGGACUUUGAUAGAGAAUUUACAAAUAAAGUGCGUCAAGGGACAUCUGGUGUUAGUAUUCAAGCCGUUCCAUCAGUUCCCAGUCGACCAGCCCUCCCAGCCCCUCCGAGCUCUGACGAUACAUCAUCACGACGGACGCUAAGAAAUAUACCAAAGGUUACUUCCCGUAGACCACUGCGUACCCCCACUUCGUCACCGCUAGCCCUACCUCCUUCGACACGAACAAGCGUUGCUUCAUCACCGAAAAGAGAUUGGCGAUUGUACAACCCACGAUAUUAUAAACCGUAACUACUCGAUUGUCAUCGACCGUUGCGAAACGUUUGCUGACUGGUCAAUUAUACACUUACUCUUCUGAUCUUAAUAUUUUUCAUCGUGCGUCAACAUCCUUAUAUAACAUCGGCGGCGGCUCGUAGAAAUCAUCGUCCAAAAAAUACUCCUAGCCAAACAAAUGCCUAUAAUAAUUCAGCACCAACUAAUGAUGAUUAGAGCGAAAGAGAGGGAAUCGUUAAAUAAGAUUAUUGAAAUAUAAGUUUAAUGUACCUCCUAAGACUAUUUCAAGCGUUCAACAAAUAAAUACAUUCUACUCCCCUUUUUAAGAUUUGUGAGAAUUGGAGAAAAUCCUUUUAUUUUAGGAAAUUAGACCACCAGGUAUUCGCUUUCAAUUUUUAUUUCUUUUAUUUUAUGAUGAUUGGAAGAAUUAUAUGUUUUAAAUUUGACUAAGAAUGAGAAAUAGGGAAUUGUUACUUUUAUAAUGAACUUGACUCUUCUUUAUGGUCUCGUUAGUACUGAGAACAUUGUUUUAAGUAUCAUAUCUUUAUGAUUUCUGUCAUUCGGAUGAAUUGCAUAGAGUUUGAGUGAAUAGUUCUUAUGAUUCUCUCUUGUUCAUGUAAGUUCAAUUUAAAUAAACGAAUAGAUGUCAAAUAAAUGCAUAUGUAUAUCGGUAUAAA
Messenger RNA from Hermetia illucens (black soldier fly), 1616 nucleotides. RefSeq names its product myeloid leukemia factor (gene Mlf). The transcript has 6 exons. The record is from RefSeq and is a predicted model, not a curated record. Gene Ontology annotation, cellular component: cytoplasm; nucleus. The coding region runs from base 112 to 957 and encodes 281 amino acids. Lineage: Eukaryota; Metazoa; Arthropoda; Insecta; Diptera; Stratiomyidae. Gene Ontology annotation, biological process: regulation of DNA-templated transcription.